AUGUUAACCCACCUGGCCCGCACCCUGUCCCGGCAGCUGACCGGGUUGGGCCGGUCCUCCCUGUGUUGGUUCCCCCACCCUGGGUUCCUCUACAGAGGGCUCUCUUCCCUCUCAGUCACCCCUCGGCUCCUGGUGCCCGGCAGAGCCCCCGGCCUCCAGGCCCCCGCUUCUGCAACCUUCCCCCAGGACAGGGGCUCCCUCCUGGGCCAGUGCCAGCACCUCGCCUGCCUGCAGCCCUGCGCUGGGAUGAAGACCAAGAGUUCUCUGAAACGACGUUGCAAAGACUGCUUCUACGUGCGUCGAAGGGGACGUUUGUUUGUGUUCUGUAAGACACACCCGAGGCACAAGCAGAGACAGGGGUGA
Molecule: messenger RNA, 363 nt
Organism: Osmerus eperlanus (European smelt)
Lineage: Eukaryota; Metazoa; Chordata; Actinopteri; Osmeriformes; Osmeridae
Gene: mrpl36
Product: mitochondrial ribosomal protein L36
Exons: 1
Coding region: 1-363 (120 amino acids)
Biological process (GO): translation
Cellular component (GO): mitochondrial large ribosomal subunit; ribosome
Molecular function (GO): structural constituent of ribosome
Source: RefSeq, a predicted model, not a curated record